Jaculus jaculus (lesser Egyptian jerboa) is the source of this 1576-nucleotide messenger RNA. It is a transcript of the gene Arrdc1, whose product is annotated as arrestin domain containing 1. NCBI's taxonomy places the organism in Eukaryota, Metazoa, Chordata, Mammalia, Rodentia, Dipodidae. Gene Ontology annotation, molecular function: ubiquitin-like ligase-substrate adaptor activity; ubiquitin protein ligase binding. The record is from RefSeq and is a predicted model, not a curated record. The transcript is spliced from 8 exons. The coding region runs from base 16 to 1311 and encodes 431 amino acids. Gene Ontology annotation, biological process: protein transport. Gene Ontology annotation, cellular component: cytoplasm.
UCGCGAGGCCGCGGUAUGGGGCGGGUGCAGCUCUUCGAGAUCCGUCUGAGCCACGGCCGCGUCGUCUACAGCCCGGGCGAACCGCUGUCCGGUGCGGUGUACGUGCGCCUGGGAGCGCCGCUGCCCUUCCGAGCUAUCCGGGUGACCUGCACAGGAUCCUGUGGGGUCUCCAACAAGGCCAAUUAUGGGGCAUGGGUGGUGGAGGAGAGCUACUUCAACAGCUCCCUGUCACUGGCUGACAAGGGGAGUCUGCCAGCUGGAGAACACAACUUUCCCUUCCAGUUCCUGCUUCCUGCCACAGCACCUACAUCCUUCGAGGGACCUUUUGGGAAGAUUGUGCACCAGGUGCAGGCAACCAUCGACACCCCGCGUUUUUCCAAGGAUCAUAAGUGCAGCCUUGUGUUCUAUAUUCUGAGCCCCCUGAACCUGAAUAGCAUCCCAGACAUUGAGCAACCCAACGUGGCCUCUGCCACCAAGAAGUUCUCCUACAAGCUGGUGAAGACGGGCAGUGUGGUCCUCACGGCUAGCACCGACCUCCGUGGCUAUGUGGUGGGGCAAGUUCUGAGGCUGCAGGCUGACAUCGACAAUCAGUCAGGCAAGGACACCAGCCCCGUGGUGGCGAGCCUGCUGCAGAAAGUGUCGUACAAGGCCAAGCGCUGGAUCUAUGAUGUGCGCACCAUUGCAGAAGUGGAGGGCGCGGGUGUCAAGGCCUGGAAGCGCGCUCAGUGGCAAGAGCAGAUCCUGGUGCCUGCCCUGCCCCAGUCAGCCCUGCCUGGCUGCAGCCUCAUCCACAUCGACUAUUACCUGCAGGUCUCCAUGAAGGCACCUGAAGCCACCGUGACCCUCCCACUGUUCGUUGGCAAUAUUGCUGUGAACCAUGCCCCACUGAGCCCCUGUCUAGGCCCAGGGUCUCCUUUUGCGGCCUUGCCCCCCGUGGUACCUUCUGCGCCACCCCAGGAAGAGGCUAUGGCUAGUGGUCCCCACUUCUCCGACCCGGUCUCCCUCUCUACCAAGAGCCACUCCCAGCAACAGCUACCAUCUGCCACCUUGGGCUCAACGCCUGUCGCCACAGAGUCAUGUGCUCAGGACAGCAGCUCGGCCCCAGACUCUCUGCACCCUCCCUUGUGUGUCUCUAUAGGUGCCACUGUCCCCUACUUUUCAGAGGGCUCCGGGGGUCCAGUGCCCACCACUAGCGCCUUGAUUCUCCCCCCAGAGUAUAGUUCAUGGGGCUACCCCUAUGAUCCUGCUCUCUCCCUGCAGAGGCCCCGCCAUCCUAUGAGCAGAGCUGCAGUGGUACUGACCCUGGCCUGACCCCUGGGAGCUGACCCUGGAAUGCUAACCCUCUGCUGCCUUCUCCGGCUGGCCUGGUUUCUGCCCUGGGAUGGGGUACCCAGGACCUUGUGCCUUUGCUCUCUGCCCAGCCCAGCCACUCAGGACCUGCGGCUGCCUACCUCUUGCAGACCAGACUCUGCCUGGCUCCCCUUGAAGUCAGUCAGCCCUUUUCUCCUGGGGCUGGGGUGGGGCGGCUGGAAACUUAAGACCUGGAGAAACUGUAAAUAAAAGCGCUUUAUUUGUA